GUGCGGUGGGAGUGAUAGAAGCGAGGAAGCAGCAGCCAGUUUGAAAAACGGUGGUAGCAUUAUUAAAAGUAAGAGAACUCUGAUGUUUAGUUGUCAGAGAGUUGUGACGUCCACAAAUAAGUCCACUUGAGUUUGUUAGGACAGUAGGACUCUAGCAUACAGUACACACACACACACAUUUACAUCCCUUCCUCAGCGGACCAUUACAGCCCCUUACAGACUAAACAUGAGGGGUAGUAACGGUCUCCUGUACGGAGGGACGUCCGGAUCAAACAGUACGGCCCCAACGUCGAACAGUCGUCGAGACAAAGGACGACGGAGCCCAAGCAAUAGCAAAAAAGGGUCGCAGCGACCACACAGCAGUAGUAUGCUCCCUCCACCGCCAGACCCUCCUGUUAUCAAUGCCUCCGACCUGUCCACUUCUACGGACAGUCUCGGUAACGGAGGAUACAGCAGUUUCCUUGGAUCUGCAAAUAAUGGACAUUAUCAAAGAGUCCCUCAGCCCUGCCCCGAGUCAGAUGCUGGGGAUUGUGACCAACUCGUUGAGGAUGUUACUGCACCAAAAGUACCGCCAGCACCACCGAUUUAUGGAGAUCUACAGAACCAACAGAAUCUGGAUAACCAAUAUAUGGAUCAUACUAGUUCCUGUUCUUCGGCGUCGAAUGAAUGUUGGGAUGACCCUAGCAACAUUUUGGACAAUUUACACAUGGUCACUAUGGCAGACGAUACGGCGAGCAGUACCUCAGAAUCCGAGGUCACUCAAAUUUGGGUCCCAGCAGCCAAUCAGACAGAAGAACAGCCAGACCCGAACAGCAAUCUGGCCAAUGGUUCAUGGCAAAUGGAUUUACCGCAUGGCAUUCUCAAGAACAGUCCCACGGGAUUGGCAAAUCACAAUGAUAACAGUCCAAGGAAUACUGGAAGUACGCCGACAGAAAUCGGAAAUGGAAGUGACGUAGGCUCAGACAAUAUGACCAGCGUCUCGGCUACCGGUGUAGGUAGUCGGACGUCGCUGGUCAAAAAAAAGGUUGUGCAUUCCCUGCCCCAAAAUAACACGGUGUUACGUUAUGAUCCAUCGACGGAGUUAACCGAAGCUUUAAUUAUAGGCCCAGAAGAAGGGAAAGGUGGCCAUAUUUCACACAAUGGUGACGCAGUAGGGAUCGGCCAUGAAUGUGAAGAUGAUAGCACACGACAUUUGGCGAAGUUCGAUAGCGAACCAUCAUCCCCAUCAUUCAGACGAAGAUCCAGCCGACCACCACCGACCGCCAGAGAACUGCUUUUUGAUAGUAUUAUGGCAAACCUGAGUGGCAUCUAUGGAAUGUUUUUGACAGUAAUGGGAGCUGUCAUACCAAUAUCUGAGGUUUUCUCUAAACCACAUCCGUUCCUUUUUGAGGGCUUCUACUUCUAUCUAUUUGGAAUGAGCAUAAUGUUCUUAUUGUAUGCCUACGUCUACAUUUUACACACCCGGACACUCGGAGGAAUGACAAAAUUUCGGAAAUCAGAAGACAAUUUACAUUAUCGCAUGAGAUACAAAACCAUCACCGAUACAGGAAGUUUCUACUUGCGACUUGGCGCAGUCGGUUUUGGGAUAGGAAGUAUGAUAAAGAGUGGACUACAGUUUGGAGAGUUCUUUGAGCUUGACUUACGGUCCCCUUGUAUCAACGUCCUACAGCGACUGCUCCCAAUUGUGCAUUUAACAUUCACAUUUGCACAGCUCUACUUUGUCUUUCUUAAUUCCAAGAUGUGUAUCCAAAGUUAUAAAGCAAUUGCACGUUUCGGUCUGAUGCACAUGGUUGGAACGAACCUGAGUGUCUGGACGCGUGAUCUGGUGAAGGAGACCAUUAGAGAGAUCCAUGAACAUACAAGCAUCAAAGAAAAUAAAGUCCACGCAGCACCAGAAGCAGAACCAUUGACCUACACCGGUAGCGGCAAUGGCUCUGAAUACUCAUUCAAUCAAGACAAUGGUGACCUCAGCAUAAUUAUUUCAUCUACAGGCGGUAUUAACACAAGCUUUAAUGCCGGAGUAGACUCUGGCAGUGGUAAAUGUAUCGAGACAAGCCUUAUGAGUAAAGUUGUUGAAGAUGCAGCUCCAUAUUUGUACCCAUGCAGCAUCCAGUACAGUCUCAUCUGUGCAGGAAUCCUGUAUGUAAUGUGGUCCAACAUCGGAAAGCAACUUCUUUACCAAUCUAGCGACGAAGAGAGUCAGCGCGAGGCUAAGGUUCGAUCUCAGAAGCUAAGUGUCGACUGCUCGUCAUCAAGUCGUGGUUUAUUUAUGGGUAUUUUUAUACUGGUGUCAGCUGUUAUCUCAAUGAUAGUCUUCUUCAUGCUAAUCAAUAAUCCGUCUUACACAGACGCAGCCAUCCAGCUAGAACAUCUUUCUCAAGUUGUCCUCAAUGUUAUCGCAUCUAUAGCACUCAUCCUAGCUUUCGUUAGGAUGAAAGAUUUACGAUUUAGUUUGAAAAGCGAGCUCUCCCUCGAAGAAAUGCUACUAAUUGUUUCAUUACCAGGCGAAUAUAUAUUUGGUUUCCUCAGUAUCAUAGCCAUUGGUGUGGAAGGGAUCGAUCGAAGCGGUUUAAUAAUUCUCCUGUCCAGUAUUCUCGCCAUAUUUGAAUCAUCUCUGCAAACUAUGUUUAUAUUGAAUGGUAUACGACGUACAGCUCAUACACCACAAUUACAGAGGCAGAAGACUGGACGAGAAUUUAUUACUUUCCUAAUGGUUUGUAAUAUAGCCAUGUGGGGUAUCUACACGUUUGAGAUUCACCGCUCCGAGUUCAAUCCCGCACAAAUGCGUUUCUAUGGAGUUAUGGCCUGGAAUAUAUUCACACAUAUUUCUAUACCACUUAUUAUCUUCUUCCGAUUCCAUUCUACAGUAUGUCUCUCCAAUAUCUGGAAACAUGCAUGGAAACGAAAGUCAAAUAGUCAAGAAAGUUUGACAAACCUCAACCAAUAAGGACUACUUUGUGCAAUUAUUUCACUCUUUAUUUCAAUUUAGUUUACUUCCUCUUACCCCACCCCUUGAGUUUUUCCUCUUUUUUUUUUUUAGUUUACCCUUCAUUAACUUUUUUAUGGUUAAUAUUUUCCCCCCAACCUCAUAAAAUCAUUUGUUAAAUAAAAAAAAAAUAACUAGUUGAAGUAAAAGGCGACUAAAAUAUGAAAGUGACAUAUAAAGACUUCAAGAAACAAGAGAAAAUACAAAAGGGUUGUACUGAAAAAUAAUUGACUAAUGUUUAUGAGAAGAAUAAGGACCAUUACAUCCUAUACAACAACAAACGUAACAUUCUUCAUCCGAACACUGAAUGAGGUAUAUUUUUUUGUUGGACGUUAGAUAUAAAAUUCGGAAGUUAUGUUCAAACAAGACAUAUAUUUUCUACCAUGAGGAAACACAGCAUCGAAUUGGAUCAAUUAAUAUAAAAGGGUGAGAAAAGAAAAAAGAAUCUUUAUUUUAAGAACAUGACAAAACCACUUUGAUAUAAUAUUUAAAAAUCACAGGAUCCUUUAUCGAUAAUUCACAGUAGUUUGUGUGACAUAAGAUGGUAUUUUUGACAGGAGAAAAAAAAAAAAAUGAAAAACUUAUUUUUAUGUUAAAGUUGUCCAUCGUCGCCACGUUGCCUUGGCUUGUAAGGGGAGAUAACCAUGACUGGGGUGGUUUAAAGAAGACAAAAAAAACUGCUCUGGCUUUAAAUCGGCCAUGUAUCCUAUUUGUACAUAGAAAAUAUUUAGUCAGCAUGCAACAUGCAUUACAUACAUACAUACACACACAUACAUAUAUAUAUACAUAUAUAACACGUCUGUAUACAUGUAUGUGUGUGUGUGUAUCUAUAUAUAUAAAUAUAUAUAUAUAAAAGUACAUAUAUAUAUAUAUAUAUAUAUAUAUAUAUAUAUAUAUAUUUAUUUGUGUGUGUGUAUGUACAUAUGCAUAUAUAUAUCAGUUUGAAUACAUGAUGACUGGGAAAUUUUUUAAUCAAUUUUAUACUCAGUUCCUUUUUACUUUCUACAGAAACUGCUGAUAAUUUGGAGGAAAGUCUGUAUUCUUAAUGCCCUUAAGUUAACUGUUAUGGAAGGACUGAACAAGUUUGGGGCAUCAUCGGAGUGUAUUUCACGUUGUUACAAUACUCCCUUUUUCACCACUCAACAGACUCGUUUCAACGUGGUUUCGACCAAAUAUUCGAGUAUCUAUCUUCGAUCGAUUUCCGUUCACCUGUAAGUUAUUUCUCCAAGACAAACACAAUCACCCUUGCUCCGAUGAUGGCUUAUCAAAGACACAGAAACGUGUGACUCACUGUCCCUCCAUUACAUUUAUCAUAGGAAACGUUAUAUAGAUAUAUAUUCUUCCUUCUUGUUGACAUAGCAGUUUCGUUAGAAAGUGAAAGAAUUAUCUUUCCGUCAUGUUUUAACUGAACAAACAGAUAUGAAGAGAUAUACACACUAGCCAUACUGAUACAUACACACACACAUAUAUAUAUUCACUCACAUACACACACACAAAUAUGCAUAUAUAUAUAAUGGUUUCUUCAGUUUUUCUUGUUUUUUUUUUGUUUACUUUUGUUUUCUUUCAAACAAAACUUUUCUUUUAUUUCUUUUUUUCUUUUUGUUGUUAAUGUUGUUUUGUGUUUUGUUAAAUAUUUUGUAAUUAAUUUCCAGUACAGUACAAAAGAGGCAUUAACAGUACACUGCAGUAUACAUAGAGGUAUUGACAGUUUAGUAUCAUAGAAGUGUGACACUAAAUGUCUUUGAUAGUACAGUAGAUAGUAUUGACAGUACAGUGGAUGGUUCUUGACAGUACAGUCAACUGUUUUGACAGUACAGGAGACUACACUGACAGAACUAUACAAUAAAGUCAUUGACAGUGCAAUGCAGCAGUUAUUCAUGGCCUGUUGAGCUAUAGGCAGACUUUUACAGUAGAAGUAGUGAGAAUAUAUAGUAGAGGGAGUUGUUGACAACAGAGUUAUACAGUUAGAGUCAUUGACAUUACAAUGGAUUUGUUGACAAUACAGUACAGCAGAAUUAUUGACAUUACAGUAGUCAUUAACAGUACAGUUGAGUUAUUGACAGUAAUGUUAUUAAUAAUAUAGUACAGCAGGAUUAUUGACAACAGAGUAAAGUUGACUGUACAGCAGAGUUAUUGAUAGUACAGUAGGGUUAUUGACAGUAUAGUGAAGCUGUUGACAAUAGUGCAGAGUUGGUUGAUAGUGCAGUAUAAUCAUGGUCAGUACAGUACUGUACAGUAUGGAAUGUUCUAAAACUUAUAUUUGUAGAUAUUCUCAGAACAAAAAAAAAAAAAAUUUGCUUGUUUGUUUUUUAAUUCCAAAUAAAAUGGAAACAUUUACAAUAAAAACUACUACUAUUA
Octopus bimaculoides (California two-spot octopus) is the source of this 5344-nucleotide messenger RNA. RefSeq names its product proton channel OtopLc. Gene Ontology annotation, biological process: proton transmembrane transport. The record is from RefSeq and is a predicted model, not a curated record. Gene Ontology annotation, molecular function: proton channel activity. Gene Ontology annotation, cellular component: membrane. NCBI's taxonomy places the organism in Eukaryota, Metazoa, Mollusca, Cephalopoda, Octopoda, Octopodidae.